ACGCGCGCCACCAUGAGCGCGCUGGCAGAGUCGAGCCCCGAGGUGGGCUCGUCGAGGAAGAGCAGCACGGGGUCGUGGACGAUCUCCGCCCCGAUGGACACGCGCCGCCGCUCCCCGCCGGACACGCCGCGGUGGGACUCGUCGCCGAUGAUGGUGGACGCGGCCGGCCGGAGCCCCAGCUGGUCGAUCAGGGCCCGCACGCGCGCCCGCUUCUUCUCCCGCGGGAGCGACCGCGGGAGCCGGAACUCGGCGGCGAAGGUGAGCGUCUCCUCCACGGUGAGCAUGGGGAAGAGGAGGUCGUCCUGCAUCACGUACGCGGAGAUGGACCGGAGGAGCCGGCCGCUGACGCGCUCGCCGUUCAGGGUCACGGACCCGCCCAGGCGCCGCCGGGGGAUGCGGUUCGCCAGCGCGUCGAUCAGCGUUGACUUGCCUCUCCCGCUCGCGCCCAUGAUCGCCAGGAUCUCCCCCUCGCGCGCCUCCCCCGACACCGCCUCCAGCAGCGUGCGGUGCCCCUCCGCCCGCGCCCGGAGCAGCCGCGGCCACCGCCUCCCGGCGCGGACGCGGUAGCUGACGUC
Messenger RNA from Ananas comosus (pineapple), 575 nucleotides. RefSeq lists its product as uncharacterized. The record is from RefSeq and is a predicted model, not a curated record. The transcript has a single exon. Lineage: Eukaryota; Viridiplantae; Streptophyta; Magnoliopsida; Poales; Bromeliaceae. The coding region runs from base 13 to 567 and encodes 184 amino acids.